This is a messenger RNA of Gavialis gangeticus (Gharial), 2229 nucleotides long. It is a transcript of the gene CHST14, whose product is annotated as carbohydrate sulfotransferase 14. Gene Ontology annotation, biological process: dermatan sulfate proteoglycan metabolic process; carbohydrate biosynthetic process. Gene Ontology annotation, molecular function: sulfotransferase activity. The transcript has a single exon. The annotation marks the transcript as partial. NCBI's taxonomy places the organism in Eukaryota, Metazoa, Chordata, Crocodylia, Gavialidae. Gene Ontology annotation, cellular component: membrane. The record is from RefSeq and is a predicted model, not a curated record.
CGGGUGCGGGGCGGCGGCGGGUCGCUGCUGCUGCCCUCCAUGCUGAUGUUCGCGGUGAUCGUGGCCUCCAGCGGCCUGCUGCUCAUGAUCGAGAAGGGCAUCCUGGCCGAGGUGAAGGCCCCGCCGCUGCACCCCCCGCGCAGGGACCUGUCUUGGAGGGGCGGCCGCGGCGCCCGGGCGGCGGCCCCCGAGGACGUGGGCCACCAGGUGCUGCAGGACAUCCGCAACCGGACCAUCCGCACGGUGUGUGGGCACAGGAACAUGCCUGGCAGCGUCUGGCAGCUGCCCGCGGCCCAGAGGAGGACAGCACUCAAGCACAUCCUGGUCAGCGACAAGUACCGCUUUCUGUACUGCUACGUCCCCAAAGUGGCCUGCUCCAACUGGAAACGGAUCCUGAAGGUCUUGGACGGGGCCCUGGAGAGCGUUGACGUCAAGGUCAAGAUGGACCACAAGAGCGACCUGUUUUUUCUCAGCGACAUGAAGCCGGAUGAGAUCAAUUACCGCUUAAAGCACUAUUAUAAAUUUAUAUUUGUUCGAAACCCAAUGGAAAGGCUUCUGUCGGCCUACAGGAAUAAGUUUGGGGAGAUCAAAGAGUACCAGCUAAAGUAUGGGGUGGAAAUAGUGAAAAGAUACCGGAAAAACGCAGGGAAGUCCACCGGAGAUGACGUGACCUUCUCUGAAUUUCUGCAGUACCUACUAGACGAAGAGCCAGAGAGGAUGAAUGAACACUGGAUGCCCAUCUACAACCUGUGCCAGCCCUGCGCCGUGAGGUACGAUUUCAUCGGAUCGUAUGAAACACUGAACGCGGAUGCAAAUCAUGUACUGGAGCAAGUGCAAGCACCCUCUUUUAUUCAGUUCCCUGAAAGACAAUCCUGGUACAAGCCUGUGACUGCAGAAACUCUGCAUUACUAUCUAUGUAAGGUGCAGCGUGGGCUUAUAAAAGAAUUAUUACCAAAAUACAUCUUGGAUUUCUCAUUAUUUGCCUACCCUCUUCCAAAUGUAACUAGUGAAUUUUGUAGGCAAUGAUUUUUGUUCCCCUGCCGCAGGAGGGUGUACACCUAAAAACUAUUGCUGGUAUAAGGAAGUUUGAGGUAUAUUUUUUGUUAUAUUUUUAUACCAGCAAAAGCAGUUAAGCCAGCAUUAAAGUGCUUUAUAAGAGCAUAGAUUUUUUUGCCUGGGGAACUAGUAUAACCUGUGUUUACACUAGGAAGUUUUGCCAAUAUAGUAUUACUAUUAAUAUCAUAUUGCUUCAUGGCCUCUGAAGCAAUCUGUGUGUUCUAUGCACAUUUCCUAAUUUUAUACUUUGUAAACUUUUUAUAUCAAAUAUUAUAUAGUGUUUGCAAUUUACAACUAGAAUAGGUUUUAUCUUUGUAGUGUUCCAGUUUUAGUACGUACGUGCCGCUGAAUUAAGCACAAUAGGUUUUGUAUGUCUAUUUUUUGAAAGCCUCACUCUAUGGCACAAGACAACAAAUAUAUGCAAAAGAAUCAGGAAAUGGGAAUAUGUUAAUUGUUCUUCUAUUUUUGUGCUCCAAAUCAUGUUUUUGUGGCAAAAUUAUGUAUGGUCUCAGCUGUAUUAACUAUUAUUCUAAAAAGUUAUUAAAGAAAAGUUAAGUUGUUUUUAGACUGAACUGGUGAUAACAAUGGUGAGAAAUUUGGGGGGUGUUGCCUGUAAUUUUCAUGCUCGUACUAUGCGUCUCAAGUGGACAAGCCAUUUCUUGUUCUGUAACAGGAUCAAUUCCUCUCUUGUGGAAGUUUUUUAGUUCAGUGUUGAACCCCAGUGGUGAGAUAUUAUUUCAAAGACAGUUCAGUGUUCAUUAUAUUUUGUGUGAUUAAAAAUCUGAAAGUAUCAGUUACUUGCAUAGAAAAAUAUUUAGCACAGCAGUGUGCAAGGGGUACUAACACAUUAUUUUAUUCCACUUAAAAAAACAAACAACUGUUACACUCAAGACUCUCUCAGCCCUUGUCACAAAAAUCUGAAAAUAGCUUAAAUGUUGCUAUUUACAACCUAUGCAAAGAAAAAAGAAAAAAAAAAACUUUAUGCAACUGCAUUUGAAGCAACUAAAAUCAAAUUUGCAGUUCUGCUUUUUAAUAGAUGUGCAUGACGUUUUCAUAGCUAGUUAUAUUUAAGAAACAUGAUUAUUAAACUUUAAAAGUUUGGACCAUAAUGCACAAUACUGCUUGUGAGAGUUUAUACAACAUCUGCAUUUUAAUAAAGUUUGUAUAUAAAUU